CGUGGCAGAGGCGGCACCAGCCAUGUUGGCGGGGCCGAGGUCCUCAAGGAGGUCGGGGGCGGGGCGGCGCCGGCCCUGAUUGUAGUGCCACGGCUGGUCCUGCCGGGUGGAGGGGACUGACUUUGCCAGGACAAGGCUGCGACAAGCGCGGAUCUCGUAGGAGGGGUAGUGUGCAAUAACAAUCAAGCUUUACAAUGACAACCUAUUUGGAAUUCAUCCAACAAAAUGAAGAACGAGAUGGAGUUCGAUUUAGUUGGAAUGUUUGGCCAUCAAGUCGACUGGAAGCUACAAGAAUGGUUGUUCCAGUUGCAGCCCUCUUUACACCACUGAAGGAAAGGCCUGAUUUACCACCCAUUCAAUAUGAACCUGUUCUGUGUAGUAGGACUACUUGCCGUGCAGUUUUGAAUCCUUUAUGUCAAGUGGAUUAUCGAGCAAAACUCUGGGCUUGCAACUUUUGUUAUCAAAGGAAUCAGUUUCCACCUACUUAUGCUGGGAUAUCUGAACUGAAUCAGCCUGCUGAACUUUUACCUCAGUUUUCUAGCAUUGAAUAUGUAGUUCUGCGUGGUCCACAGAUGCCUUUGAUAUUCCUCUAUGUGGUUGAUACUUGCAUGGAAGAUGAAGAUUUACAAGCCUUGAAAGAAUCCAUGCAGAUGUCAUUAAGUCUCUUACCACCUACAGCUUUGGUUGGACUUAUUACUUUUGGGAGGAUGGUGCAGGUUCAUGAACUUGGAUGUGAAGGCAUUUCAAAAAGCUAUGUCUUUAGGGGAACAAAAGAUCUAUCUGCCAAACAACUGCAGGAGAUGCUGGGACUCUCUAAAGUACCAGUCACCCAAGCAACCCGAGGUCCUCAGGUACAGCAGCCACCUCCUUCCAAUAGAUUUUUACAGCCAGUACAGAAAAUAGACAUGAAUCUCACAGAUCUCCUGGGAGAACUUCAGCGAGACCCUUGGCCUGUGCCACAGGGAAAGAGACCUUUGCGUUCCUCGGGAGUGGCACUUUCCAUAGCUGUAGGACUACUUGAGUGUACUUUCCCCAACACUGGUGCUCGUAUCAUGAUGUUCAUUGGUGGUCCUGCUACUCAGGGACCUGGAAUGGUGGUUGGAGAUGAAUUGAAGACACCUAUAAGAUCAUGGCAUGACAUUGAAAAAGACAAUGCCAAAUAUGUUAAAAAGGGAACCAAGCAUUUUGAAGCAUUGGCUAAUCGAGCUGCUACAACUGGUCAUGUUAUUGACAUCUACGCRUGUGCAUUAGAUCAGACAGGUCUCCUGGAGAUGAAAUGCUGUCCCAACCUUACCGG
Urocitellus parryii (Arctic ground squirrel) is the source of this 1297-nucleotide messenger RNA. NCBI's taxonomy places the organism in Eukaryota, Metazoa, Chordata, Mammalia, Rodentia, Sciuridae. The record is from RefSeq and is a predicted model, not a curated record.